Molecule: messenger RNA, 756 nt
Organism: Microthlaspi erraticum
Lineage: Eukaryota; Viridiplantae; Streptophyta; Magnoliopsida; Brassicales; Brassicaceae
Source: the annotation of a GenBank genome assembly
AUGGCGGCUUCUCUUCAAUCUGCAAACCCUAUACUCUCCUCCCGAACCCUAGCUUCUCCGAACCGAUCCUCCUUCGCUCAAUUCCGAUCUCCAUUUCUCAGAUUCGAUUCCGCCUCCGCCUCAUCCAAUUUCAAACCCCUCGUAUCUCGCGAGGCAUCGUCGUCGUUCGUCGCGCGCUCCGCCGCCGAGCCUCAGGAGAGAAAGACCUUUCACGGACUCUGCUAUGUCGUCGGCGACAACAUCGACACCGAUCAGAUCAUCCCCGCAGAGUUUCUCACCCUCGUCCCUUCGAAUCCCGACGAGUACGAGAAGCUCGGAUCCUACGCGCUCGUCGGACUUCCAGCUGCUUACAAGGAGCGAUUCGUCCAGCCAGGGGAGAUGAAGACGAAGUACUCAAUCAUCAUCGGCGGCGAGAACUUCGGGUGCGGAUCGUCUCGUGAGCACGCUCCGGUCUGUCUCGGAGCGGCGGGAGCUAAGGCGGUGGUGGCUCAGUCUUACGCGAGAAUCUUCUUCAGGAACUCGGUGGCUACGGGAGAGAUUUACCCGCUGGAUUCGGAGGUUAGGGUUUGUGAUGAGUGUAAGACAGGGGACGUUGCGACGGUUGAGUUGAGGGAAGGAGAUAGCAUUCUGAUCAAUCAUACGACGGGGAAAGAGUAUAAGCUGAAGCCGAUUGGUGACGCCGGUCCGGUUAUUGACGCCGGAGGUAUCUUCGCUUAUGCUAGGAAAGCCGGAAUGAUUCCAUCUGCUGCUGCUUGA